Messenger RNA from Lentinula edodes (shiitake mushroom), 2197 nucleotides. RefSeq lists its product as uncharacterized. The record is from RefSeq and is a predicted model, not a curated record. Bases 107 to 1855 code for a protein of 582 amino acids. Lineage: Eukaryota; Fungi; Basidiomycota; Agaricomycetes; Agaricales; Omphalotaceae. The transcript has 5 exons.
UUUCGUUCGGUAUCAUUUUGAAGCCAAAAAGCAAAGCGUGUGACCGAGGCGCCAACUUUUGUGAAAACAGCAAUAACAAUGAUAAGGCUCCUCCCAUCUCCUUCGUAUGCUGAUAGCCACCAUGAAGCGAUUCCUGGGGCUUUUUCUCGCUUUUACCUUACUAGAGGCGGCUCAGAUUCCUUUGAAGGUCCCACACAGCGAGCUUUCUACCACUUUCAAUCUCGGAAACGAUGGUGAUACUUGGGAUAUUAGCAUCGCACCAGGCGAAAAUGUUACCGGGCACCUGGUUUUCGAGACUGUGAAUUCGCUUAUGCAGCACUGGCCAAAUACACGUUAUCGAAAUGGUCAUAGCAUUGUUCCAGGAGUAGUACCUUCGGGUACAGUGCUUUAUCAUGGCCGUGGAGACGCUAACACCCCGACUAAUCCUGAAUGGCUCGCCACAGACCCCGAACAUUCGUAUAUGUUUUGUCGUGGGCAAACAGCAGACUCUGGAUGUUGGCAACUUAUGGUUACGGCUAUACGUCCUCUGAAAGUACUCUACCUGGACGGGAGUGCUGCGGCAAAGAUGCCGGACGGGGUUAUGGACUCCCAGGACAUUCUAGCGUAUGGCAAGGUUGUACCGGAAAAGUAUCGUGGGGAGCGGGAGAGAAUCAACAAUUUGUGUGAGUGGACGAAGGAUCUUGAUGUCGAUGGGUUCGUCAGGAUGGAAAUGGACUUUGAAAUUAUGCUCUGCGAUUUCACUCAAGGUGUUUUGGUGGAAGCAAUCAAUCUUCGUUCUCGAUCUAGAGGCGGCCCUGGACCAGGAGGUCCUGGUAGGGGUCCCGGUGGCCCUGGUGGUGGUCCCGGUGGUCCUGGCCGCCAUUUGGAAGAACUAUUGCCUCCUCCAGAAAUCCAUCCUCAUCAUGAAAGUUCCUACACCCGAAAAGCCCACGUCAAUUCCUCCGCUUUCCCUAAUAUCGGCUUCUCAGAAAGCACCAAUUCCGGCUCUUGGCACAGAUACUAUCCGGGCGAAACCCGUAUUCAACUUGACCUUACCCGUCUGGUCUCCUUCUACGACACUGACCUUGUUCCCAGUCUUGUUGCUGAGCGAUACGGUAAGGAGCGAAUCAGACAUCGUUUGUUGGGCAUUUCUCCGGAAGAUAUCCACACUGUUGUGCGAAAGGUCGAGGAGCUGAUUGCGGUAUCCGAAGCUGGGAGUGGUAUCGACUGGGCUACUCUCAUUCGCUUGAUCGUAAAACGCUACUCAGAGCGUCUAGAGAUGGUUCAGUAUAUCUUGAACUCAACGAAUCCUGCUAAUUCAGCUGCGGAGAACAAGGUUCUCGCAGAAAACAUUCAAGUCCAACUUACUGCGAUGCUGCAACCAUAUAUGCUUUUUACAAUCAAACCACCUCAGAAUUCCACUUCCACUAAUUGGGUAUCGCCUAUGUACGAACUCUGCGCAACGACUUACACGAACUAUAUCACUACGUCUUCUCUUCAUUCGCGUCUCACCGCUUCGGAGAAUCUGAUUCUGGAUGGCGUUCAAAAGACAACCAGGGAGAUAUGCCGAGUUGUAACAGGGAUGUGGGUUGACGGGAUAAUGUCUGGGCUGGAACCAGAUUUCUAUAAGUCUUCGGCAACAGAGAAUGACGGCAACGUAGACCUCGCACCGUUAUUAAACUCCUGGAAGGAGCGUAUCUUCGGGCUUAUGAAGUGGUUAGAUUGGAGCGUCUGGUUAAAAUGUCGACCUGCGUGUGGAUUCGAGGAAAUGUGCUAUCUUCCUAUGUGGCCGUUUAGACGAGGGUCCGAAGAUUCAGAUGAUCCUCAACCAAGAUGUGAGCGCAGGAUGGCGUCUUUAGAAGCUCAAGGUUUCUGAUGUGGAUGUACACUACAUUCACAACUUCUAUCUAUUUUCAUAUCUCCGUGAUCAAUUGUAUCUCCUAUGUAUCCCAGAUUCACGACCUUGAAUAACAAGUUAUAAAGAAACGUGUCUGAGCGCUCUAUAGCAAUAGACCAUCUUGUGUUCAUGAAGGAAACAUUAGACAAGAUAAGACAACACCCGACUAGGGAUUAAAUGGAGUGCAUUGGCUUUCUCUCCAGACAGCUCCAGACCCGUCAAAAGAACGCAGUCAUGUAAGGCGGGUUGGCGGGAUAACUUGUCGUGGGAUCCCGCUCUUUCGCCCAUUGCCGAGUUGGCCAAAUAUAGACAUGCUUGUAC